UCAUUUGGAUGCUUGAAUGAAAAGAAAUUAACUGGGAUUUGGGGAAAAAAAGAAGCCGAGGAAAUGUCCGAGGCAGCGCAGCAGCUGGCGGGCAGCACCGCCACGGGUGACAACAAGCCCUUUGCAGUCCAGUUGUCCAACGUCUACCUCAGCAUCUUGGCGCUGUUCUGCUUCAAGCUCUUCGUCAAGAUCUCCCUCAACCUGCUCACCUACUUCUACAUUAUCCGUGGGAACCGCAAGGAGGCGGCCCGGAUAUCCGCCGAGUUUUACGACUACAACCAGCAACGCGGAUCCUGGACGGACCGCUCACCACUUCACGAUGCCGCCAGUCAGGGUCGCCUCCUUGCUCUCAGGACCCUCAUUGCGCAGGCAGCCCACAUGAUACUGACCAGGAUUCAACCAAUGAAAUGGAAGAUGAUGACAGGUCACAACGUUAACAGCGUGACCAUCGACCAUGUCACCCCUCUCCAUGAAGCCUGCCUUGGAGACCACGCACCCUGCGCCAGAGCCCUGGUCGACGCCGGCGCCGGCGUCAAUGCCUUGGCGGUCGAUGGCGCCACACCGCUGUUGAACGCCUGCAUGGUGGGCAGUGCGGCGUGCACUGAAGUCCUGCUGGAAAACGGCGCCAGGGCUCAGAGCCUCGCCCACCAGCCAUCACCCAUCCACGAAGCCACUCGCAGAGGUCAUUGUGCUUGCAUAGACGUUCUGCUGACGUGGGGUGUGGAUGUAGACAUGGACACCACUCACUUGGGCACGCCGCUCUACACCGCUUGCAUCUGCCAGGAGCUGGAAUGUGCCAGGAAGCUUCUCAGGGAAGGCGCUAAUGUUCAAAAAGGCAAAUCCCUGGACUCGCCUUUGCAUGCAGCGGCAGAGAAAGACUGCACUGCAAUUGUAAAGUUGCUGCUUGACUUUGGUGCCGACAUCAAUGCCCGGGACGGUGAGUGUCGACGACCAGUGGAUGUGGCCCCGCCCAGCAGCUUCACGGAAGGCCUCCUGUUCCUCUACGAAGCUAUGCCCCGAAUGCUGACUCAGCUGUGCCGCCAGUGCAUUAGGACGUGCAUCGGCCGGGACAGACUGCACCUCCUCUGUCAUCUGCCCCUGCCGGGUCGAAUCAGGAACUUCCUACAAUACCAGUGAUAAUGGCAAAAAGGACUUUUUAAUAGGUUGUAUGCAAAUAAUUGAGUCUCUGAAGUGCCUACCCACCCAAGUAAAUUUUUUGCGAGCUGUCUGUUUCGCAACAACAAAAAAACUGCGAGUGACCCGAUACCAUAUGCAACCUACAUUACAUUAUGAUGACUGGUGAUGAAUAGCCUUUGUAAAAAUUUCACAAAAUGCACUUUGAAAAAUGUUAUUGUACGUUAUUACGUUUAUUUCUGCUUUGUGGACUGUUGAAAACUCAAUAAAACACUUUAUUUUA
This is a messenger RNA of Syngnathus typhle (broad-nosed pipefish), 1417 nucleotides long. RefSeq names its product ankyrin repeat and SOCS box containing 5a (gene asb5a). Gene Ontology annotation, molecular function: protein binding. Bases 64 to 1137 code for a protein of 357 amino acids. The record is from RefSeq and is a predicted model, not a curated record. Gene Ontology annotation, biological process: intracellular signal transduction; protein ubiquitination; positive regulation of protein catabolic process. NCBI's taxonomy places the organism in Eukaryota, Metazoa, Chordata, Actinopteri, Syngnathiformes, Syngnathidae. The transcript has 9 exons.